Messenger RNA from Emiliania huxleyi CCMP1516, 2571 nucleotides. Its product is annotated as glycosyl hydrolase. Gene Ontology annotation, cellular component: lysosome. The record is from RefSeq and is a predicted model, not a curated record. The annotation marks the transcript as partial. The transcript is spliced from 7 exons. Gene Ontology annotation, biological process: mannose metabolic process. Gene Ontology annotation, molecular function: carbohydrate binding; alpha-mannosidase activity. Lineage: Eukaryota; Haptophyta; Isochrysidales; Noelaerhabdaceae.
AUGAUCCGCCUACUUCCGACGCUCGCCCUGCUCGCGCAGCGCGUGCGCGCCAACGGCUGCCACGACGCGGCCGGGAAGGUCAUCACUGGCCUCGCCCAGCCGGAAGAGUCCUUCUGCACGGCCGGCGCGCUCGGAGAGGAGACGCCGACGAUCGAGCUCUUCCGGCAUAAGGACCCAAAGACUCGCGGCGAGGCGCCGUACCCGUUUCCGCCCGAUCGCAAGUACAACACGAGCGGCGGCCCGGUCAGCGGCAAGAUCAACGUCCACCUGGUGCCUCACACGCACGACGACACCGGCUGGCAGGUCACCGUCGACCAAUACUUUGCGAGCGAAGUCUUCUACGUCAUCGACACGGUCAUCACGACGCUCGCGGCGGACCCGAACCGGAAGUUCAUUUACGUCGAGACGGCCUUCUUCGCGCGCUGGUGGGAGCAGGCGCCCGACGAGAAGCGGGCGACGGCGACGAGGCUCGUCCAGCGGCGGCAGCUCGAGUUCAUCAACGGCGGCUGGUGCAUGCACGACGAGGCGAGUCCGCUCUGGACGGCGAUGGUGGACCAGACGACGCGCGGGCACCAGUUCAUCUUCAAGCACUUUGGCCCCGAGGCGGCGCCCAAGGGCACGUGGCAGAUCGACCCGUUCGGGCACAGCAACACGCAGGCGUGGCUGCUCUCUGCAGAGGCGGGCAUGGAGAGCCUCUUUUGGGGGAGGAUGGACUGGCAGGACCGCACGAUGCGGUACGAGCGCAAGCAGGGCACCAACGGGUUCGAGUGGGUGUGGCAGGGCAGCAGGUCGCUCGGCAGCUCGGCGCAGACCUUCGCGGGCAACCUCUUUGGGCGCGGCGCCGGCGGCUACUCCUCAUGGUUUAGCUUCGAGGGGUCGGGCGCGCAGGUCAACGACGACCCCGCCCUCUUCGACUACAACAUCGACCAGUGGGUGGACAAGUUUGUGCAGAACGCGCGCGAGCAGGCGAGCCACACCCAGGACGCCGAGCACCAGAUCUGGGCGCUCGGCUCGGACUUCCAGUACCAGAACGCCGACCAGCCUAGAAGCGGAAUACGUUGGUACCGCAACCUCGACAAGCUCAUCCACUAUGUCAACCUCAACGGCAGCGUCAACGCCUUCUACUCGACGCCCUCCCUCUACGUCGACCAGAAGAAGCGGUGGAACGGCACCUACGAGCUGCGCACCGACGACAUCUUCCCGCUCGCCGACGACUCCCACAACUAUUGGUCCGGAUACUUCACGUCGCGGCCGGCGCUGAAGCGGCAGGUGCGCUUCGCGACGGGCGUGCUGGCAAGCGCGCGUCAGCUCGAGGUGGUCACCCAGACGACGGCCAAGGAGGUGGACCGGCCCUCGGCCAAGCACGCGCCGGUCGUGGGGAGCUCGUGGACCGACAGCUUCGAAGGCACCGUCGGCGUCGCGACGCACCACGACGGCAUGUCGGGCACCGAGCGGCAGGACGUGACGGACGACUACGCGAUGCGCAUCUCGAGCAGCCAGAAGGAGGUGGAGGCGGGCAUCGGCCUCGCGGUGUCCAAGUUGCUCAAGCUCGAGCGAGGCGCGGUGAGCCACUGCCACUGCCACGCCGCCGACGAUUGCCUCAACAUCUCUGUCUGCGCCGCCACCACCGGCAAAGACGCCUUCACGAUCGCUGCGUGGAACCCGCUGGCGCACUCGGUCUCGGAGGUGGCUCGCAUCCCGGUCAGCGGCGGCCGCUGGUCAGUCACCGACGGCGUUGGAAGGGCGGUUCCCAGCCAGGUCGUGCCGCUCGACGAGCGAACGAAGGGCCUGCCGCUGCUCUACCUCAACUCGUUUGGCAUGAGCACACGCCAGGUGGCCGAGGCGAAGGCGAGGCUGGAGAACAAGGCAGACCACGUCCUCAUGGUCGCCCUCGAGUCGCUCCCGCCCGUCGGGCUGGCCACGUUCCACGCGGCGGCGGACGCGGAGAGCACGGUUGCGCGUGCCGCGCCGUCGCCGGUCGACGCGCCAGCCUUCGCAGAGGCCGCCGACACGGUCGUGGAGUCGGACGUGUUUUCGCUCACCUUUGACGGCGCGAGCGGCCUGCUCAAGUCGCUGACCAACAAGCGGUCGGGCGCCACGACCGCGCUCGCCAUCAGCUGGGGGUGGUACAACUCGUCCGUUGGCGGUUGCACCGAGUACGGCCCCGAAGUGCCCCCCUCGGCGCGGCUGCCUCCGUGCUCGGACCAGCAGUCGGGCGCAUACAUUUUUCGGCCAAACUCGUCAACACCCUUCUUCCCCGGCCCGGCGCGCAAGCCGGCUAUGCGGGUGAGCCGGGGCCCCCUCGUGACCGAGGUGGCACAGACCUUCUCGCCGUGGGCCUCGCACGUGAUUCGGCUCUUCCGGAAUGCGAGCUUCGUCGAGGUCGAGUGGACCGCGGGCCCUAUCCCCGUCGAUACGCCGUGGCUGCCGCCGGUGGCGCGUCACAGCGACGGGCGGCCGAUGCCGAACAACUGGGGCAAGGAGGUGAUCGUGAGGUACACGUCCGGGCUCGAGGCGGGCCGCACGUGGUACACCGACUCGAACGGCAAGGAGAUGGUCAAGCGCGUGUAC